Molecule: messenger RNA, 1884 nt
Organism: Pneumocystis jirovecii RU7
Lineage: Eukaryota; Fungi; Ascomycota; Pneumocystomycetes; Pneumocystales; Pneumocystaceae
Exons: 11
Coding region: 1-1884 (627 amino acids)
Biological process (GO): regulation of transcription by RNA polymerase II
Cellular component (GO): Rpd3S complex
Source: RefSeq, a predicted model, not a curated record
AUGCCAGAAUUACUGGAUAAAAUUGUAGUUAAACCAAAAAGAACAAUAGAAAACCGCAAAAAAGAACAGGAACAAAGUUCACGAGAAAAACGGAGAAGUAUAUCAAAAGAAAGACAUUUUGAACGUGGAUCAUUAGAAGAUUAUAUAUAUCAUGAUUCCCAAAAAGGGGAUUUAACAUCGGAUGAAUAUGAGAUGCUAAACUGGAGAAAAAAGCGGCAAGCAGAGCGAUCAAGGCAAGAGAAAAGCACUGGAGAGAAAAGAAAAAGUGUAAAAUUAAAUGUUGGAGUUGAUCAUAGCCCAACAUCAACAUGUCCUACAUUUUUAUCCAUCAAACCAUCAUCCAGGUCAUCUCGUACACAAAAACCUCUUUUUAAAUCUCUCCGUUUCUUCUCCAGUGCUGGAAGGAUUUCGCAAUCAUCUAUUCGAUCAACAAGUAAUUUGGAACAAAAGCUAUCACGGCGAAAAGACGUAUGUAAACAGAAAAACAAAGAAACAUUACGUUUUUCUUCUCAACAAAAGCCAACAUUAUUAACCCUUUCAUCAUCCAAAAUACCCAUUGAAAAACGGAAAGUUGGACGCCCAAAAAAGAUUAAGAUUAGUCCUAUUAAAAACUAUAUGAAAAAAACAAAAUUCGACAUGAACACUCCCAAUUUAUAUACAGGAAAAGCUACAAACAUACACAUUCAACAGCAACUAUCAUCACAAGAAGACCCUACAAAAUACAAUGAGGAUUUUUGUUCUGCGUGUAAAAGACACGGACGGUUUCUUUGUUGCGAAUCAUGUCCUAGAUCAUUUCAUUUCUCAUGUAUCGAACCGCCUAUUGAUGAAAACUGUCUUCCAGAAGAUUCAUGGCAUUGUACACUCUGUAGAACAAAACGUUUUCCACCACCCAAACAGCCUCGAGGAAUCUUCGCCUUUUUAAUGGAAUAUAUCAUAAGAAACAAUCCUAAAGAAUUCAGCCUUCCUCUUAAUAUUCGAGAAUAUUUUGAAGGAGUAUCAACUGGGCCUAAUGGUGAAUAUCAGGACAUAAUGGAGCAUAAAAAUCAAAAAUUCGGUCGUCAAAAACUCAUGGAAGAAAGAGACCCGUUUCAGCUGGAAGAUAAAAAUGGGAACCCUAUACUUUGUUACAAAUGUUCCCAAAAUGCAAUGAAUGGAAAAGCUAUUGUUUCUUGUGAUUAUUGUUCUCUUCAUUGGCACAUUGAUUGUAUUGAUCCACCUAUGAGUAGUAUACCAUCUGCAUCACGAAAAUGGAUGUGUCCAAAUCAUGCAUACCAUGUAACUCCUAAAAUACGACAACCUAAAAAAUCAAGAAUCUUAGAUGUAUGUUUAAAAAGAGGCUUUAAAAACAAUGGGAACAUAGAAAUUGAUAACACAGAAGAAGAAGAAGAAGAACAAAAGAAGCGAAAAAAAAUAUCAUUCGAUGAUUCGUAUAUUAUAAAUAAUAUACGAUACCGAUUACCUGAAAGUGGAGUUAAACUAGAUUUCUUGGAUAAAGUUAGAACAUUACGUAAAUCUCAAUCAACUCAAAAAUCUCAACUGACUCAAAAUUCUUUAAAUAACAACAAAACUCAAUCAAAUUCGUUAGAAGACAUACUACCGGAUACAUUAGGCCCAUUAGAACGGGAAAUUAUUAAAGACUUCGUACAACUUGGACUAGUUGAAGUAACUCCACAGGACCAUAAAAAUCUUACAUCGUUAAUUACAAUUGCUCAAACAGAACUUGAAGCUUAUGAAAAUUUUGGAAAAAACGAAAAUUCCCAGAAAAACAAUGUAACAACAGAACAAAUAAUUUCUGAUGAAGAACAUGCACAAGUUCUUACGAUAAAAAAAUUAAUAAAAAUUAAAGGAUAUUCUGCACUAGUAAAAUUUCUAACUACAUAUUAA